AUGGUGUCUAUUAGUGAUUUGGCAUGUUUCAACCUACUUAGAAUGAAUAGGGCAACAUUUGAUAAGCUAUGUUAUAUGCUAAGAGAUGUGGGUGGUCUCAAACCUAGUAAACAUAUGCUUAUAGAUGAGCAAGUUGCCAUAUUUUUACACAUAUUAGCACAUCAUGUGAAGAAUAGAGUGAUACAGCAUAACUUUGGAAGAUCUGGAGAAACCAUUAGUAGGUAUUUCAACUUAGUACUUAAUGGUAUGAUGAGACUUGGAAAUAUGUUGUUGAAGAAACCAGAGCCUGUACCAGAAGACUCAAAUGAUGAUAAGUGGAAGUGGUUCAAGCAUUGUUUAGGUGCAUUAGAUGGAACUCAUGUAAAAAUGAGAGUUCCUUCUCCUGACAAGGCUAGAUACCGAAAUAGGAAAGGAGAGAUAACGACAAAUGUGUUAGGUGUUUGCUCACAAGAUGGGUACUUCAUAUAUGUUCUGCCUGGGUGGGAAGGGUCUGCAGCAGAUGGACGAGUUCUUCGUGAUGCCAUUAGUAGGAGGAAUGGCUUAAGAGUUCCACAAGGUCAAUAUUACUUGGUUGAUGCUAGAUACACCAAUUGUGAGGGAUUCCUUGCACCAUAUAGAGGACAAAGAUACCAUUUAAGUGAAUGGAGAGAGGGGCGACAUCCUAGAAAUGUACGAGAGUACUUCAAUAUGAGACAUUCAUCUGCAAGAAAUGUUAUUGAAAGGUGCUUUGGCAUUUUGAAGUCAAGAUGGGCUAUCUUAAGAAGCCCAUCAUUUUAUCCCAUUAGGACAUAUAAUCGAAUAAUAAUUGCUUGCUGCCUCCUUCACAACUUAAUUCAUCAAGAAGGUGAUCUACUUGAAGAUGAAGUUGAAGAGCUUGAAGUUGAUGUUGACAGGAUGGAUUACCCCCCAAUUCAAAACUUGGAUACAUCUGAUGAAUGGGCUACAUUUAGGGAUAAUCUUGCAAAUGAAUGUUCAAUGCUUUUACUUCUAAUAGGGCUUCUACAUGAAAGAGUUAUUUUAAGCCUUGUAACUUUGUGA
Messenger RNA from Neltuma alba, 1038 nucleotides. RefSeq names its product protein ALP1-like. Bases 1 to 1038 code for a protein of 345 amino acids. The transcript has 2 exons. NCBI's taxonomy places the organism in Eukaryota, Viridiplantae, Streptophyta, Magnoliopsida, Fabales, Fabaceae. The record is from RefSeq and is a predicted model, not a curated record.